GUGUUUUUCAGAAAGUUUAGAAAAGGAGAAUGCAGAACUGAAGCAAGAAAAUGAUCAACUUGUAGAACUGAAACAAGUUCAUGAUCAAUUUCUAAAGAAAUUUAGGCCUGGUGGUUUUUUCAACACUUGUUGCAGAGAGAAGAUGGUUUUGCUUGGGUUCAGUCCUUUAUUAAUUGCUUCGCUGUUCGUCAACUUUGUGUUUUCAAGAAGCUUGAUCAAAAGUGUUUCCAUGAAGAGUAUUGUGGUUAUUUCAGGGAUCAGUGACUACGUGUGCUGUUGUGAACCAGGAAUAGAUUAUGCUGAAAUUCUGAAGAAAUUAAAUGCGGUGGGGUAUGUUACAAACAGAGUAUGGCAACAGAUUUGUGAAGCCAAAACUGAAGUGACCCUGAAUCCUGCCACAGCUGGCCCAGGACUCACAGUUAAUGUAGAUGACUCCCUGGUGAAAUUCACAGGGGUGAGAGAAGCAGAGUGGCCCAGUGUGCUGGGCAGGGAAGUGUUCACCUCAGGGAGACACUACUGGGAGGUGGAGGUGGGAGAGAAGGGCUACUGGGCUGUGGGGGUCUCCACACACCCUGGAGAAAAGAUCAUACCUGAGAAACCAGAGGAGGGCUACUGGCUCAUGAGGCUGUCAGCAAGAGGGAGGAAGUAUGAAGCAGUGGGCAAGAGCCUAUUCACUAACCCUCCUCCAUCCCUACAAGACAGCCAGCCCUCUCUCCUUCUCACACUGGAACACAAGCUAUAUAAAGUGGGGAUGUAUCUGAACUAUUGUAAAGGGGAAUUGUCGUUUUACAAUGUCUAUGAUGCAGACAAUAGAUAUGCAAUGCACACUUUUAAAUACAACUUCACUGAGGUGGUUUACCCUGUCUUCAGCCCAGGCUGUCACGAUAAAGGACCUUUGAAAAUCACCAGGUUUGAUUAAACAUCAAACUCUCCAUUCAGAAUUACAAUUUAGCAAUGCUAUAGCCACAGCAUUGCUUUAUCUACAGCAUCACAAUACAGCAUUGCUAUAUAUAUAUAUAU
This is a messenger RNA of Polyodon spathula (Mississippi paddlefish), 1020 nucleotides long. RefSeq names its product E3 ubiquitin-protein ligase TRIM39-like. Gene Ontology annotation, molecular function: protein binding. Lineage: Eukaryota; Metazoa; Chordata; Actinopteri; Acipenseriformes; Polyodontidae. The transcript has 9 exons. The record is from RefSeq and is a predicted model, not a curated record. The coding region runs from base 143 to 919 and encodes 258 amino acids.